Messenger RNA from Coffea eugenioides, 1562 nucleotides. RefSeq lists its product as uncharacterized. The record is from RefSeq and is a predicted model, not a curated record. The transcript is spliced from 2 exons. NCBI's taxonomy places the organism in Eukaryota, Viridiplantae, Streptophyta, Magnoliopsida, Gentianales, Rubiaceae. The coding region runs from base 126 to 1310 and encodes 394 amino acids.
CACUCCCCCACACAAUGAUACCUGCAGUGUGCAUUUUCCAUCACUCUUCCUUCUUUGCAAUAAACGCUACUGUUUCUUGAAAAGAAAACGUAAAGUUCCCAGUAGCUAAAUUUGAGUAUAAAGCCAUGAAGGAAAGAGGGAAAGCUCUGGAGGUAUAUAAUGAGAGUAUGUGCACAGAUUUCAAUUACUCUUCUUCAUCAGAAAUGCCAUGCAAGAAGCAUCCAUCUUCCUCUUCAGUUGGGAUCUGUGCUUAUUGUCUUAAAGAUAGAUUGGUGAAGCUGGUUUGCUCUGAAUGUGGAGAACAAAGGCUCUCCUCCUGUUCUUGCUCUGACAUCUCAUCAUACAGGAAUUCAUCAUGCACUGCAGAUGUUGGAAGCGUUGGGAGAAUCUCAUUUCUCAUUGAUAAUGAAAAGACUGAGCUGCAAAAGUUGCAUCAGAAGCCUAAGAAGGGGGAUAAACCUGAGGAAGUCAUCCUGCUCAGGAGGAGCAGCAGUAGCUGCGUUGAGGUGAAGAGAUAUAAGGGAUUUUGGAAAAUUAAGAGGCUUUUUAGGAAGAAAAAACAAAAGGGUUGUGAAAAAGAUGGUCAGUUUGACGAUAAAAGUGAUGCUUGGGUGUCGGAUGUUAUGGGAGUUUCUAGGUCAAGAUCUCUCUGUAGUUUCAGGGGUGGUGGAUUCAAUGACACUGAUGAAGGUAGUGAUUAUAGGUAUUCAAGUGCUAAAAUCUCUGAUGUCACUGGGGGCAUACUCUUCGAUUAUGACAGACAAUGUGGAUUUUGUGAAGGAGAAUCAAGAAAAAGUGGGUUUAGAGGUGCAUCAGAUGAAUCAGAACCGCGGAAAAGUGGAUUCAGAGGCUUGUUCAAUGAAGCAGAACCAAGAAAAAGUGGCUGCAGACAUGUAUCAGAUGCUGAACAUAGUAUUGAUUUAAGGAGUUUGAAGAAAGUUGGCCCCUUGGAGCUAGAUAGAGCAUAUAGUGUUCCAAACAGGAGCAUUUUUCCUGUUAAAGAAAGUGAUUUUUCUGCCAUGGAUGAUUCAGCUUUUAUCGAUUUAAAACUUGAUUUAUCAUCAGAAUCAAAACCAGAACUUCCUGCUACUUUCAGAACCAGUGAUGCUUCGGAUCAUGGUGCUACUGGCGGCUUGAGGGGUGAGACCUUUUCUUGCAAUGGUGGCUCUUGCAGAAUUGCUGUGAAUGACAGAGGAGGACUAAAGAGGGGGACUAAUAGCUACAAGGUUUGGAAAUGGUUCUCCAAGCAAUAUUCUGGCAGGAGAUCAAACGCAAGUAAGAAAGAAGAAAUUGUUAUAUUCAAAUCUUGAAAAAGGAGAACUUAACAGAAGACUAUAGAAUGGUCGUCAAUCAAUAGUAAAUAGAGAAUCUACUGUCUCCACUCUGUUGUAUGAAUGUACUGUUUUUACUUAGUAUUCCUCUUUACUAAUUCAGUCUCUCCUGUAUCGCCUUGCAGUCUACCUUUUUCCUAGAAAAAUGAACACAAAUAACUAAGGGAUUUUGCUUUGUGUUAUUUCUUUAAACUUUGUGAAUCUUAUGUAUAUGAAUAGAAUAAUAACUAA